AUGAACAACUUCAUGGAGGAGGCCGGAGACACGGACCUUGUGGGGAUGGGGCUUCGUGUCACCGUGUCCCCUGCACAGACUGCCUUUUACAUCAUCCUGGUGUUGCUGGGCAUCCUGGGUAAUGCCACUGUGGUCGGAGUGAUUGGUAAGAGUGUAUUAAAGGACCGUGGUGGGGGACGUAACUCGGACAUCAUUAUCAUUAACAUGGCACUGUCGAACCUGCUGGUGUCUCUGGUGAGGAACACGCUGCUUGUCAUCUCAGAUACGGGACUCGAGCUAUACUCUUCCAAAGAGUGGUGUCAGUUCCUCAUGGGGGUCUGGGUGUGGCUGCGCUCAGUCAACGUGUGGUCAACACUCUUCCUCAGUGCGUUCCACCUCCAGACAUUGAGGCGUGUGGCUCCCACUAUCGGGAACCUUCAUGGGCCCCGAGGCGCUCCUAGAACACUACUGCUAAGCCUGGGCCUCAUCUGGCUUCUCAACUUCAUUUACUCCAUUCCUGCUCAUAUGUUUUCUACAAAUGGGAACGAGAACAGCACAGAGACCCUGAUGCUGGUGAGCAGCACAACGCGCCCCCUGCUGGGCUGCGUGUGGAACUUUCCCUCCAUCUACAGUGGCCUGGCCUAUGCCACCACGUCUAUGGUGAUACAUGAAACAAUUCCCAUAAUCCUAAUGGCCUUUACCAACAUGGGCUCCCUUUACACACUCUACACCCACGGGAGGAAGCGGAGUUCAUUGCAAGAUGCCCCUGUGAUAAAACGGGUGCCUGCUGAGAGACGAGCAGCCAAGGUGAUUCUCGCUCUCAUAAUGCUCUUCAUUGCAUCCUGGGGAACCAGCAUUAUCUCUGUCAACUAUUUCAACUACAACCGCGGUUCCUCUGCUGAGUUUCUUCUGGUCAUUGCUCGUUUUGCCAACAUUAUCUUCAUUGCCAUGUCACCUGCUGUUCUGGCAGUUGGCCACCGGCGGUUGCGUUCUUUCAUCAAGUCUACGCUCGCUCACUGA
Chelmon rostratus (copperband butterflyfish) is the source of this 999-nucleotide messenger RNA. RefSeq names its product olfactory receptor class A-like protein 4. Gene Ontology annotation, cellular component: membrane. Gene Ontology annotation, biological process: G protein-coupled receptor signaling pathway. Bases 1 to 999 code for a protein of 332 amino acids. The record is from RefSeq and is a predicted model, not a curated record. The transcript is spliced from 4 exons. NCBI's taxonomy places the organism in Eukaryota, Metazoa, Chordata, Actinopteri, Chaetodontiformes, Chaetodontidae. Gene Ontology annotation, molecular function: G protein-coupled receptor activity.